Messenger RNA from Phasianus colchicus (ring-necked pheasant), 1361 nucleotides. RefSeq names its product reticulon 4 interacting protein 1 (gene RTN4IP1). Gene Ontology annotation, molecular function: oxidoreductase activity; zinc ion binding. Gene Ontology annotation, cellular component: mitochondrion. Lineage: Eukaryota; Metazoa; Chordata; Aves; Galliformes; Phasianidae. The record is from RefSeq and is a predicted model, not a curated record.
AGGAUCUGCGAGACGCCCGGCGGGGACGGAGAGCGGGACGCGGUGGCGGCGGGGUCCGCUCCCGGCCAUGCUGGCGCGGAGAGCGCUGCGCUGUGCGGCGCGGCGGGGCGGGCAGCGGCCUCCGGUGCGCGGCCUCCGCGUCUCUCCGAGGGCGCGGUCCGCCAUGCCCUCGUGGGUCAUCGACCGGUACGGCCGCAACGAGGUGCUGCGCUUCACCCGGGACAUGGUGUUCCCCGCCAUACAGUACCCCAACGAGGUCAUUGUUAAGGUGCACGCCGCCAGCUUGAACCCCAUAGACCUUAGCAUGAGAAGUGGUUACGGUGCAACUGCAUUAAAUAUGAAGCGGGAUCCCCUGAAAAUCAAGAGCCUGGACACUGAAUUCCCACUAACACUCGGUCGAGAUGUCUCAGGUGUUAUCAUGGAAUGUGGACUGAGUGUGUCUUAUUUCAAACCUGGAGAUGAGGUAUGGGGAGCAAUUCCUCCGUGGAAACAAGGCACUCUCUCAGAGUUUGUGGUAGCUAGUGCAAAUGAGGUAUCUUUUAAGCCAAAAUGUCUCAGUCACGUAGAAGCUGCCUCCUUACCGUAUGUAGGUCUCACAGCGUGGUCUGCAAUUAACAAUGUUGGAGGACUGAACCAAAGUAAUUGCAGCGGGAAAAGAGUGUUAAUAUUAGGAGCUUCUGGAGGAGUUGGCACAUUUGCUGUACAGCUAGUGAAGGCCUGGGGUGCUCAUGUGACAGCAGUUUGUUCCCACGAUGCUAGCACACUGAUGAAAAAGCUUGGAGCAGAUGAUGUGAUUGAUUACAAAUCUGGAAAUUUGGAACAGCAGCUUAAAACCUUACCCUCAUUUGAUUUCAUCCUAGAUAAUGUUGGUGGAUCCACUGAGAAGUGGGCACUAGAUCUCUUGAAGAAAUGGUCGGGAGCAACAUACGUUACCUUAGUGACACCUUUCUUGAUCAACAUGGACAAACUUGGAGUGGCUGAUGGCAUGCUGCGAACUGGAGUCACGAUAGGCUCCAAAACCAUGAAGCAUCUCUUGAAAGGAGUCCAUUAUCGGUGGGCCUUCUUUAUGCCAAGUGGACCAAGUUUGGAUGAAAUUGCACAACUAGUUGACUCAGGAAAGGUUCAGCCAGUUAUCCAAGAAGUCUUCCCCUUUUCUGAAGUUCCAAAGGCCUUUCUGAAACUAGAAGAAGGACAUGCACGUGGAAAAACAGUGAUUGAUGUCAUUAAUAAAAAAUAAAGCAAUUCUAAUCAUUGUUGUGCCUUCAGUCACAUGCUUAGCUGGUAAAUGACACUUGAAUCUGAACUGGUAUGUAGCAUCUGUUUCUCCUUACAAAGCAAUUAAAAAAUGAAUCAUUUAAAAA